This is a messenger RNA of Oncorhynchus kisutch (coho salmon), 7023 nucleotides long. RefSeq names its product diaphanous related formin 1 (gene diaph1). The record is from RefSeq and is a predicted model, not a curated record. Lineage: Eukaryota; Metazoa; Chordata; Actinopteri; Salmoniformes; Salmonidae. Gene Ontology annotation, biological process: actin cytoskeleton organization; actin filament polymerization. Gene Ontology annotation, molecular function: actin binding; small GTPase binding. Gene Ontology annotation, cellular component: actin filament.
CAGCCGUUCUAAUUUGUCAGCACAGGAAGAAGACUAAUGUGGAUGUGUUUGAACGUUGUCACUCGGGAAAGUUAACUUGUUGCAGUAAUGGACACGAAUAUGGGGAAACCACACGACUACCGUGUUGUAUAGAAACAACUUGUGGUAGUAGGAAGAACCGUCUUUGUUCACCGAGUUGUAAGGUAUCUAACGUUAGCCACUACAUAGACAGGGAGGCACUCAACAUUUGCAAGGAUUACGGGCAACCCUCUUUCUUUGGGACGACAACUGUGCAACAUUAACUAACAAAAAUAAAUGGUAUAGUUGUCUUUGGUGCAACAACAAAGAGUCGUCAAGAGUGGCUCCUAUACGUUUUCCUUCCGCUGUUUGGGGGUACUUUAAAUUUCCCUCCUUUUUCCAUCACAGGCGGGGGUUCGGGUUAUUGGCUAGCAGCUAGCUAGCCACUCGCUAAUAGUAACUAGUCCAAAAGCAGUAACUUUGGGCGAGUACAGACAGGCAGCAGGGUCUACUCAGACCUUUUUUUCGUCGGAAAGGACAACUUUUCAUAACUUGGUAGCGAGGCGUCAGUUUGUUUUUGUGUAAAAAUACGGUUAUCACCGGGUGUGUUCGUGAGUUUAUUUUUGUUCUCCCUUUGAGGAAAUUGUCUAAAUCACAAUGGAUCCUAAUGCGGGGAAUUCUGCCUCUGCUGCUGCUCCCAAAAGCAAGAAGGACAAAAAAGAAAAGAGAAAUUAUGAAGAUGGAGACGGGAAAAAGAAAUUUAAUAUCAAACGGCUGUUUCCUGAUGAGUUGGAGCGUUUCACCAGCAUGAGGAUGAAGAAAGACAAGGAGAAGCCUCAUGCGCCUGCACAGCGCCACUCCAGCGCUGCCCACUAUGAGGUGCCUGCCCAGGAGGCCAUGCUGCACGACCACCCUGACGAAUACGUUCUGGAACUCUUCGAACAGAUGCUGGUGGAUAUGAACUUGAAUGACGAGAAGCAGCGGCCUCUGCGGGCGAAAGACAUCUCCAUCAAACGAGAGAUGGUUUCCCAGUACCUCCACACAUCGAAAGCUGGUCAGAGCCAGAAGGAGUGUUCCAGGUCAGCCAUGAUGUACAUCCAGGAGCUGAGGAUGGAGCCCAGAGACACACAGCUCCUGGGCUGUCUGGAGUCUCUCCGUGUCUCCCUCAACAACAACCCUGUCAGCUGGGUGCAGAACUUUGGAGACGAGGGCCUGGCUCUGCUGCUCAACAUCAUGAGGAAGAUCCAGGAGGAGAAGGAUGAGUACCCGAAUAUGGGUGUGAAGUGUCAACACGAGAUUGUGCGCUGUCUCAAAGCCUUCAUGAACAACAAGUAUGGUCUGAAGACCAUGUUGACGUCUGCCGAGGGCAUCCCUCUGCUGGUACGAGCCAUCAACCCCCGGGUCCCUCACAUGAUGGUGGAUGUGGUCAAACUGCUCUCGGCCAUCUGCAUCCUGGAACACCCUGACAACCUUCAUGAGCGUGUUCUGGAGGCCAUCACUGAGGAGGCAGAGAAGCAGGACAUUGAGAGGUUUCAGCCACUCCUCUCUGGUAUGAACAAGCCCAACAUCGGCCUCAAGAAUGGCUGUAUGCAACUCAUCAACGCUCUCAUCAGCCGAGGAGAAGAGCUGGACUACAGGAUCCACAUCCGCUCAGAACUGCUGAGACUGGGCCUACGAGACCUGCUGACGGAGAUUCGGACCAUAGAGAAUGAGGAGCUGAGGGUGCAGCUCAGUGUUUUUGACGACCAGGCUGAGGAUGAUUCUGAAGAACUCCAGGCCCGCCUCAAUGACGUGCGCGUUGAGAUGGAUGACGUGAUGGAGGUGUUCCAGAUCGUGAUGAACACCGUCAAAGACUCCAAGGCUGAAACACACUUACUGUCUCUGAUGCAGCACUUGCUGCUGAUACGCAACGACUACAUGGUCAGGCCCCAGUACUACAAGCUGAUAGAUGAGUGUAUUGCUCAGAUCGUUUUGCACAGGAACGGAGCCGACCCUGACUUCAAGUGCCGCAAUCUCAGCCUAGACGUUGAGGGGUUAAUUGACAACAUGGUGGACAAGACCAAGGUGGAGUCCAGUCAGGCCAAGGCCAUAGAGUUGGAGAAGAAGCUGGAUGCAGAGCUGACAGCACGCCAUGAGCUGCAGGUAGAGCUGAAGAAAAUGGAAGGAGACUAUGAGCACAGAGUCCAUGAGCUGGCUGCUGAAAAGGAGACUCUGGGAUCUGAGAAGCAGGAGAGAGAGACAGAGAACCAGAGCCUAAUGGAGCAGAUCAACACGCUCAAUGAAGAGAUAGAGAAGCUCAAUAAGGAUCUGAAGGAGGCCAAGGCUAGAGUGGUCAUCGUCCAUGUCCCAAGUGGUCCUGCUCCUCCCUACCAGGCCAAGGGUGGUCUCGCACCUCCCCUCCCGGGACAAACCGGCAUGCCCCCUCCCCCUCCACCCCUACCCAGCCAAGCAGGCCUACCUCCUCCCCUCCUGGGUAUGCCCAGUCCCCCACCUCCCCCGCCCUUACCAGGUAUCCCCGGUCCCCCUCCACCCCCUCCUCUCCCUGGGAUGGCCGGUAUGCCCCCGCCACCCCUCCUCUCCCUGGGAUGGCCGGUAUGCCCCCCGCCACCCCCUCCUCUCCCUGGGAUGGCCGGUAUGCCCCCGCCGCCCCCUCCUCUCCCUGGGAUGGCCGGUAUGCCCCCGCCGCCCCCUCCUCUCCCUGGGAUGGCCGGUAUGCCCCCGCCGCCCCCUCCUCUCCCUGGGAUGGCCGGUAUGCCCCCGCCGCCCCCUCCUCCACAGGAUGCCGGUAUGCCCCCGCCACCACCUGGAAUGGGGGGCUGGGGCGCCUCUGUGCCACCCCCUCUGCCCUUCGGCCUGGCACCCAAGAAGGAGUACAAGCCUGAGGUGCAGCUGAAGAGAGCCAACUGGAGCAAGAUUGGAUAUGAGGAUCUGUCUGAAAACAGUUUCUGGACUAAGACCAAAGAGGAUCGCUAUGAGAACAACGAGCUCUUCGCCAAACUCACCUUGGCCUUCUCCUCCCAGACCAAGACCUCCAAAGUUAAGAAGGACCAGGAGGGAGUGGAGGAGAAGAAGAUGACUAAGAAGGUGAAGGAGCUGAAGGUGUUGGACUCCAAGUCCUCCCAGAACCUCUCCAUCUUCCUGGGCUCCUUCCGUAUGCCCUACGAGGAGAUUAAGAACGUCAUCCUGGAGAUCAACGAGAAGCUGCUUUCUGAGUCCAUGGUGCAGAAUCUGAUCAAGCAGUUGCCAGAACAGGAGACGCUGAAUGUUCUGGGGGAGAUGAAGGAUGAGUAUGAAGACCUGGCAGAGGCCGAGCAGUUUGGAGUCGUGAUGUCGACAGUGAAGCGUCUGAAGCCCCGGCUGACGGCCAUCUUGUUCCGGCUGCAGUUUGAAGAGCAGCUGAACAACAUCAAGCCGGACGUGGUGUCCGUGACGGCGGCCUGCGAGGAACUGAAGAAGAGCACCACCUUCUCCCAGCUGCUGCAGAUCAUCCUGCUGGUGGGCAACUACAUGAACGCUGGUUCCCGCAACGCCAAGGCCUUUGGAUUCAGCAUCAGCUACCUCUGCAAGCUGCGGGACACCAAGACAACUGACCUGAAGCAGACUCUCCUGCACUUCCUGGCUGACGUGUGUCAGGAGCAGUACCCCGACGUCCUGACGUUCCCCGACGAACUCGUUCACGUAGAGAAGGCUAGCCGAGUGUCGGCUGAGACCCUGCAGAAGAACCUGGUGCAGAUGGGCUGUGCGUUGAAGACUCUGGACAAAGAUCUGGAGACCUUCCCUCCUCCACAGAGUGAUAGGGACAUGUUUGUGGAGAAAAUGACUAGCUUUGUGACUAGUGCUAAAGAGCAACAUGAGAAGUUGGACAUGAUGCAUAAGAACAUGGAGAAGCAGUACUCUGACCUGGGGAACUACUUUGUGUUCGACCCUCGCAAGAUUUCUGUCGAAGAGUUCUUCGGUGACCUCAACAACUUCAAGAACAUGUUCCAGCAAGCGGUGAAGGAGAAUGCGAAGAGGAGGGAGUCAGAGGAGAAGAUCAGGAGAGCCAAGCUGGCCAAGGAGAAGGCUGACAGAGAGAAGGAGGAGAAACAGAAGAGAAGCCAACAACUGGACCUCAACGCAGAGGGUGAUGAGACUGGUAUCAUGGACGACCUGAUGGAGGCGCUGCAGUCUGGGGCUGCCUUCAGGAGGAAGAGAGGACCACGACAAGCUGCAAACCGGAGAGCUGGUCAUGCAGUGACGAACAUCUUGGCCAAAGAGUUGAUGCAGGAGGACACUGCACCCCGCUUCAGCAAACCACCCAAUAAGAAGACCAAGAUGGCGCAGAUGGAGGAGCCUAGCAUAGAGGGGGCGGGGUCACUAGAGGACCUCUUAGAGGACAGUCUAUCACGGUCCAAUUAAAGGAGAUGGGUGGAAGUUUGCCCUUAGCCACAGAUCUAGGAUAAGCUCAUCUUACUCAUAUCCUAACCUUAACCAUAGAGAAAUAUAGAAACUGUUCUUCAAUCAGUGUCUAAGGGCAACUUCAUCCUCCUGCCAGUUGAAGGAGGAGUCUGUGCCCAUUGUCCUUCAUGGGACCACCGGAUUGGACAUGCUGGGACUGAAGGAGCCAAUGGGUGAGGGCGGGGCUCUCACCAUGACACAGUCCCAGGGUUUUCCACGCUGAGGGACGACUCUUGCUUUGCCAUAUAAACAUAUCCCUGUUCAAGCAUCAGCAUCUGCACACAUCCACAGCACUCUCUCUCUCUCUCUCACAUACAUCCACUUCACUCUCUCUCUCUCUCUCUCACAUACAUCCACUGCACUCUCUCUCUCUCACACACAUCCACUGCACUCUGUCUAUAUUUCUCUCACACACACACACACACACACACUAUCUAUCGGUCUACUUUCCUCUGUCUGAAGUGCAUCGUGAGAAUCCAAAGACUCUUUCUCAGGAGGAGGGGUCCUACAUUUUCCCCGAGGGAUGGUGGGGAUGUCCUGCUGUAUGGAAGCCCUGGGUGGUUUUUGGAACACUUCUUUUCCCACGUGGUUUGAUUUAAAACCUAUUAAAUGUUGCUCUUUAAUUGUCAAAUAUACUGUAUGCUAAUGUUGUGCUGUAUACUGUAUGUUUAUAAAAGAAACAGGUGCCAACCAAUACAAUUCCAAGCUUCACAUUUCAGCUGUCGUGUUGUCCAAUAGGGUUAGGGUGGACCAAACAAAAACCUUCUACCUUAAAGUGUGUGUCUGUCUCUUUCUGUGUGUCUGUAUGUUUGUCUCUCUGUGUCUCUCUCUCUCUCGCUCUCUCUGUGUGUGUGUGUGUGUGUGUGUGUGUUUAUAUGAUAUCACAUGUUGAGUGUGUUCCACAAUCCUCAUCUCCACUGUUCCACAAUCCUCAUCUCCACUCUUCCACAAUCCUCAUCUCCACUGUUCCACAAUCCUCAUCUCCACUGUUCCACAAUCCUCAUCUCCACUGUUCCACAAUCCUCAUCUCCACUGUUCCACAAUCCUCAUCUCCACUGUUCCACAAUCCUCAUCUCCACUGUUCCACAAUCCUCAUCUCCACUGUUCCACAAUCCUCAUCUCCACUGUUCCACAAUCCUCAUCUCCACUGUUCCACAAUCCUCAUCUCCACUGUUCCACAAUCCUCAUCUCCACUGUUCCACAAUCCUCAUCUCCACUGUUCCACAAUCCUCAUCUCCACUGUUCCACAAUCCUCAUCUCCACUGUUCUAUCUCCCUGGUUGACAGGGAGGAGUCACUGAUUUACUGGCUAUAUUUAGAGCACUCAUGGGCUUUCUCGUGGCUUUUCUCAUGGGCUUUCUGGUGGGCUUUCUCGUGGCUUUUCUCAUGAGCUUUCUGGUGGGCUUUCUGGUGGGCUUUCUCGUGGCUUUUCUCAUGAGCUUUCUGGUGGGCUUUCUCGUGUAAGUCGCUUUGGAUAAAAGCAUCUGCUAAAUGGCAUAUUAUAGAUUAUUAUUAAAAGAGAAGUGUGUGUGUCGGUGUAAUGGGGGCUGUUUGUGUAUUUAUGUAGUGUGUGUGUGUGUGUGUGUCAGUUUGUGCAUGGGUAUGUUCUGUCUGUAAAUACUGUCCGCUACUGCCUCUGUCUGCUGUCAGCAUAACUGCUAGAUUUCAUAAACAGAGCUGUGGUCUUUCUGCUGAGGUUACUGGAGGACCUGCCCAAAAACUGCUGAGAUAUGUUUGUGUGUGUGUGUCCCAGUGUGUGUGUUUGCCCUUUUGGACAGCAGAACCUGUUGCUUAAUGUCUGGACUUGCUUUUCUCUAUUCCGUAGCCAUCAGCAAAUGUUGCUGCCGCAACGCUCGCAUUGUGAGGAGUAGUUCUGUCAGCUGCCUCAUGCAAUACCAAUCCCUAUGCAAAUAUAACACAUCCCUACCGCUGAUCUCAAGUCGGUCUCAAGCGGUUUGAACAUCUGCAUGUUCAAACUGCUGUGGUUUCCAUAAGUACUGAUCAGUUUGUACUGUAGAGCCAAGCACAAGUUGUUUAAGGGCUGUUACCAACACACCAUGUUGUUGUCGAGCUGAGAGAUGAGUUGAUGGUAAUUGUUGAUUCCUACAGAGGUAUUAAAAGGACCAACGUUAUCACAAUGUUUGUGCCGUGAUACAUUUCCAGCUUGUCCUCCAGUCAGUUAAAUGCUGGGGAGAAUGUCUGACUGGAGACAUUUAGCCCUCAGAUAGGGAUUGUUCGACAGAAACACAACUACAACAUUGUGUCAACCGCAAGACAGCGUUCCUUGUGCAAAUGAGUUAUUUCAUGUGAUCCUAUCUCUAUCGAAUUUCUCUUUCAAACGUUGCUGAGAGGUUAAAAAACAUAAAUGGAAAAUAAUACAAUUUUCUAGUCUAUUUUCUUUAUCAAUUUUUUUUUCUUCAUUUGAUUAGUUUGUUUUCUAUGUCAAUUUUUACUCUUGCUUGUUUUAAUGCUAGUGAGGUUUCAUUUUGUUUUGAGAGAUAUCACUGUGGUAAUGUGUAUAUGGUAUUAUGUAUGAAGUCCUUCUGUUAAAAUAUCGUCAAUAAGAAUGUCAGGAUUAUUUUGUACGACA